CAACUCGAGAACCAGAAUGGCGCUAAAAGCGGCCUCGACCGCGUAUCUUAUCACUAGCACCCCUGGAUUUAGAACCCAAGCUUCAGGGCCAAUCCUACUAGGCCAAUGGGCUGGGAAGGGGCCCACCCGUAGCGGCCCAGCUGCCCAGCACAGACAGGAACCAAAUAAACCCCCGGCGCGGCACUUGGACCAGACACAACACCAAGAGAUCCACACCUACCCUGCCACCGCGUGCCCACAGCCCACUCCCGCCCUCUCUGCAGAUCCUCACCGACACUGUGACCCGCUCGCCUCGCUCCCUUGUGCGACCCCGGCUCCCGACGCGGCCUGUCCUGCCCUCCCCUCCCCUCUCGGAGGAAGACUGUGAAGAAGAAACAAAGAAAUUUUCGGCCCCCCCCCGGAAAGGAAACCUGCCCUCGAAAUAAUGCGACUCUCCAAGCUGUAGUCAAGCCUGCGCAGGUCGAGCAGCCCGGACACCCACCACGCCCACCAGCACGCCCACCAGCACCAGCACCAGCACCAGCCCACGACGACGACGCCCACGCCCACCCCCAGAGACAUGCCCACCAUCUUCUCCUUCGAGCAGGGCAACGAGCAGCGAUCACACUACCCGACCGACUCGUCGCCCCUGCUGGGCCGCUUCCGCGCCGUCCCGCGCACCGACACGCGCCCCGGCAACAGGCGCGGCAGCCUCGGCCUGCUCUCGCGCGCCUCGUGGCGCGGCAGCGUGCACGUCGGCUAUGGCGCCACUGCGCUGCUGACGGCCGGCCUGGGGGACGACGAUGAAGAAUCCGACGAGUCCGGCGAGUCCGACGACGACGGCAACUAUGACGACGGCAACGGCAACGGCGCGGGCGAGGGGUGCGGCGGCGCAGAGGCCGGGAGGCGGAGGAGGAAGAGGCUCGCCGCAUGGUGCAGGCGGAGGUGGAAGAGGAUGGACGACCUGUGGAUCAACCCCAAGCAGGGCGCCGUGAGGCGGGUCGCUGGCGUGUGGUACUCGCGCUGGUUCGUGCUGGUGGUGCUCCCCGCCGCCCUGGCCGUGGGGUGGUGUGCGAUCCCGUUCCCGCAGUAUCCACUCCGGGACAGCCCAGACGACGGGGGCGGGGCCGGGGGCGGUAACGAGGGCUCCAGCCCUGGGGGCCGCAAGCCGCGGGGCCACGGCAGGGCCAAGGCCGAGGUCAACUUCUGGUUCUUCCUCUUCGUGUACUACGCCUUCUACAACCUGACGGCCCUGGCGUGGAUCACCAAGGUGUUCAACCUGUACAGCCUGAACUGGUGGCCGUCGACGCUGGGGUUCCCCAUCACCAUCUGCAUCAUCGCCAUCCUGGGCACCGCCGGGCCCAUCGCGCUCUACUACGUCCCAGAGGCCGGGUUCCUGAUGGGCCACAACACGGUCUGGAUCACCUGGACCUUCUGCAUCAUGGCCAUGCCCGUGGUCAUCGCGAGCUUCAUCCUCCUCACGAGGGAGCGCCGCCACAUGGGGCUGCGGAACUCGCUGUCCGAGACGCAGAGGAUAUUCACGUCCUCGUGGUGGGCAAGCGAGGACGACCUGAACUCGCCCGCGCUCAGGCCCAACGGCCGGCGGCGCCCGGACCAGCGCCUGUGGGACGAGAACGACGGCGGGCUCAACAUCGGUGCCGUUCCUGCCCUCCAGGCUGCCCCGAGCCGCCGGAUCCCCGUCCGGCUCAAGCCGCGCUUCUUCCCCGCCUCGUUCGUGCGCUUCGUCUGGUUCUGUACGGCAUUGUUUAUCGGACUGCUUGCGCUCGUGAUAGGGGAGGCGUACGCCGAGGUGUACCUCAGGACAUUGCCGCACAACAGCUUGGACACGAUAGUGUACGUGUACGGUUGGAUCUCGACUGUGUAUCUCCUGGACGGUUUGACGGGGUGGAUAUUAGGGGGGAACCAGGGCGAAAGGGUGGGGAGCUACCCUUUGAGUUGGGUUUUCAAACUCUACUUCAUGCUAACAUAUCAAACCUACGUCCGCGCGCUGUAUGCCCGACUCCGCUCCCCGAGCCAGUUCAUUCUGCUGCAGAUCCUCUCCUCGUCCGGGCUCAUCAUCCUCACGCCCAUCCUUCUCUCCGCGCCGGUCCACUGGCUCCUGACGGCCAUCGGCAUGAACGGUCAGUCGUACGCCGCCUACCAGAAAGUCGGAGUCCGUAACGUGUUCAUCCGGUUCGUUGCCGAGAACGCGUCGAUGCUCUGCUUCCUGGGCAGCGUCGCGACUCUGCAUUUCGGCGCCAACAAGGCCGUCUACCCCUACUUCAGCUUCGACGAGGGCGACUCUACCGUCAGCGGGGACCCCUACGACUACACCUUCGAGCUGACCUUCUACGCCUCGGCCGUGACGUGGGCCUGCGAGCUCGUCGCAAGCUGCAUCGUGGCCGGCCUGAUCAAGUGGAUCUACGGCGUGAAUGUGGUCACCGAGGGGAGCUUGGACCUCGCCGUCUGGCCGGAGCUGCUGCCGACCAGCGUGGUCGUCGUACUGCAUGUGCUGCAGAACAUGCUGUUCUCGAUUGUGAGGCUGCAGUUCCGCUGACGCAGGUUUGAUUACGCGGGGACUGCCUGGCACAUCUGAACCAGAAUUGUGCGACAGAAAUGUCCUGGCCCUUUUUCGGGUGGGAGCGCCUGGGCAGGCCGGCAGCGCGGAACGGGCUCCAUUGCACACGAUUACAUGGAGCUGACGGCCAGGGUCGCGGAAGCGGGAGCUAAAUGUUUUCUUGUCACACGUUGUUCUUCAUUUCCUUGUGGCUCCAACUUGUGCUGUCAUACGAUGACACAGUGGAAGGGGCAGGCAGACAGGACGGCAGGCAUUCAGGUUCGCAUAAUGAUACCCCGGAGUGGCUCUGCUUUUCCACGUUAAAUAGUUUGUGCUUACUUGGAGUUGUGUCUUUCCCAACCAUAGAAGUAUAGAUGUGUGUACGUACCCCUGCGCUUGUGCCGUCCGGUAACGUGUGCUGUUUACUGCUGCAACCAGACGCGAGCGCAUGUCGACGGAAGAGUACUCAAGUACGCAGGAGAUUAGGGCCUACUGUGCAUCGAUCCCGAUUUAGUUUCCUGCAGCGGAGAACCAUGGCCUGGUGUCUAGACGUGUAUUUGACAGCAUGGUUCCGAGGUUGCCGUGUAUGCAUCGACCGCUCUGGGCUGGGACAACCUCUUGCUGACCGAUGACGGGGUCGGUGUCCCGAGAUAGGCAUACCGGGCCAUGGCCGUUGCUGUGGCUCUUCGGCCGCUAAGACCGAAAGACCCCACCCCGGCCGAAGUGUCAUUAAGAAAAAGUGAGGGAGGAGCACUGGUUGCACGCCGAUGUCUCAUCGCACAUCACAAAUGACAGAGAUUUGCCAGAGUCUGGCCCAAGUGUGGCAGAUCCGGGCGGCCUGCAGCUACUGUGUAUGGUCCAACAUCAAGCAAUCUGCCGCCUGGAAACGUCAGGCUGGGCCUUGGCUGAUUGCUGCAACAUUAGUCCCAUGGGACAGUGAAUCCUGUCGGCAAGCGUACCCAUUGUGUAGCUAGGAUAUGCACAUAUGACAUAACAACC
Messenger RNA from Diaporthe batatas, 3535 nucleotides. RefSeq lists its product as uncharacterized. The record is from RefSeq and is a predicted model, not a curated record. Bases 560 to 2536 code for a protein of 658 amino acids. Lineage: Eukaryota; Fungi; Ascomycota; Sordariomycetes; Diaporthales; Diaporthaceae. The transcript is spliced from 2 exons.